AUGAGCGCCGCCCUGGACCGCCUGUCGGUGGGCUCUCGCGCCAGCUCGGCGGCCUCCGCUUCCCCGCCGAGCUCCUCCGCAGCAGCGGCGGCGGCGUCCCCGCGCCCCCCGUCGGCCGCCGGCCUGCGCCUGCUGUCGGCCAACGUGCGCAAGCUGCACGGCGCGCUCAACCUGCUGCUGAGCGAAGCGGAGCGCGAGCGCUUCAUCCACUGCCUGAACGUCUACCACGGCCGGCGGAACGUCUUCGACCUGGUCCAGACGCUCAAGGUGCUCCUCGACGGGCCCGAGAAGCGGCAGCUGCUGCCCCUGCUGCGCCUGGUCAUCCCCCGCUCGGACCAGCUCCUCUUCGACCAGUACACCUCCGAGGGGCUCUACCUGAAGGCGGACUUCUUGCCCGACGGCACCACAGCCACCCCGGCUGCCCACUUCUGGCCUCCCGCCCCGGCGAGGCCCCCUCCGGACUCCGGCGCCACCCCCGACGGGCCGGCUCCCCCGGGCCCCUCGGCCUCCGGCUCGGCGGAACUGUCCGGGGAGGUCCGGCAGGUGACCCUCCGCCGGAACAAAGCCCACGAGGGCUUGGGCUUCAGCAUCCGCGGCGGUUCCGAGCACGGCGUGGGCAUCUACGUCUCGCUGGUGGAGCCGGGCUCCCUGGCCGAGAAGGAAGGCCUUCGGGUAGGCGACCAGAUCCUGAGAGCCAACGACAGGCCCUUGGACAAGGUGACCCACGCGGAGGCCGUCAAGGCCCUCAAGGGUGCCAAGAAGCUGAACCUAUCAGUCCACUCAGCGGGGCGCAUCCCCGGCGGCUACGUGACCAAUCACAUCUACACGUGGGUCGAUCCCCAUGGCCGGAGCAUCUCUCCGCCAAUGGGCCUGCCCCAGCACCAGAGCAGCUCCCUGCGCAAGGACGGCGAGAAAAGGAGCCAUCUCCAGCUACUGCAGGAAGGGGAUGAGAAAAAGGUGAACCUGGUACUGGAUGAAGGGCGGUCCCUGGGCCUCAUGAUCCGAGGAGGAGCUGAAUACGCUCUUGGGAUUUACAUCACGGGGGUAGACAAGGACUCUGAAGCCGAAAGCACCGGGUUGAAGGUUGGAGACCAGAUUCUGGAGGUGAAUGGCAAAAGCUUCCUCAGCAUCCCCCAUGAUGAGGCGGUCAAGCUCCUAAAGUCCUCGCGUCACCUCAUCAUGACCGUCAAAGACAUUGGACGGCUCCCUCAUGCUCGGACCACAGUAGACGAGACCAAGUGGAUCACCAGUUCGCAGAUCGGCGACACCGUGGUCAAUCCGUCAGGGGUCUCUGGAGAUCCCACGGCAGAGGUGACAGCAAAGCCAUCUUUUUACAGAGGGCUGGCGGGAUCCCAGGUAACCUUGAGCACUCUGGUGAACCAAAGCCGUGUGAUGUUGGAGGAACAAGCACGUCAUCUCCUGAACGAGCCAGAGAGAGCCACCAUGGGCUACUACCUGGAUGAAUACAAGGAGAACAACAUCCCAGUUGAUGCUCUUGUCAUGGCUCUCUUUGAACUGCUCAACACUCAUGCCAAGUUCUCGCUCUUGUCUGAGGUGAGAGGAGUGAUAUCCCCGCAGGACCUCGACCGCUUCGACAACUUGGUCUUGAAGAGGGAGAUCGAAUUCAUGAAGGCCCGGCAGCCUUCGGGGACCGGGACGGGUACAGACUCUUACUCUGUGAUGUCAUGCAGUGACACAGUCUCCUCCACCGGGAGCCAUUUCACUUCCACCACGGUCAGUUCAGCCCGGAAUACAUCGGACUUGGAAGGAGGAGGGGACGUGAUCCAAAGCAGCGCCAAUGCCCUGCCAGACAUCUCCCUGGACGAUGUCCCCGGCUUCGCCGACGGGCCUCCUGCUUUCAAGCCUCCACCUCCCACCCCUCCUUCUCAAACGGAGGCAGACCCUUCCGCCCCCCAGGACAGAACUGUGGUGGAAGACACCCUCAAGCGGCCGUCCUCCGAGUCCUCCCAGUCGGGCCUGUUCUUCGUGGCACCCCAGAACCCCACCCCGCCUCCCAGCCUCUCCGAGAACGACACCGGCAGCGUCGCCUCCUCCUCUACCGCCACGUCCUCCAUGGAGGAUUCUGCGUCCAGCACCACCUACGCAUCGGUCUCCCACGCCUCCCGAAGGCCCCUGGACACCCACUUGCUGUUGGUUAACCCGCACCCCAUUGGUCCCUUCCCACGAGUCCAGUCACCAACUCGGUUGAAGAAUCCCCCUCCGGAGGCCCAGCUGAACCCCGAUGCGCUCUCCCCUUCUCCUCCCCCGCCCCCGCCCCACCCGGCCCCUCCCCCUCCCCACGAGAAGGGCAGCCCAGAGGCCGGCACCGCCCAGCACUUCAUCAUGGUGGAAGUUCAUCGGCCCAACAGCGAACCGGAUGUGAACGAAGUGAGGUCCUUGCCCCAAGCCAGAGCUUCGACGCUCUCCCAGCUUUCUGACAGCGGGCAGACCCUCAGCGAAGACAGCGGCGUGGACAUCGGGGAAAUGGAGCUCAGCGCCAAAGAUAGGAGCCGGCCACAGGGUCCUGUCAAAAACCGGAGCCCCCAGGAAGCGCCGAGGGCUGACGGGCCGGUAGAGGCAGGCCCCAAGCCGCCAGGCCUCCUAGAACCGACGUCCCGCCUGAUCCGCGUGGCAAAGAGUGCGCCGACCCUGGGCAUCGCCAUCGAAGGGGGAGCCAACACCCGUCAGCCCCUGCCUCGGAUUGUCACGAUACAGAGAGGAGGCUCCGCCCACAACUGCGGGAAGCUGAAGGUGGGUCACGUGAUCCUGGAGGUCAACGGCGCAGCUCUGCAAGGGAAGGAGCACCGUGAGGCAGCUCGCAUCAUUGCCGAGGCCUUUAAGACGAAGGACAAGGACUAUGUCGAUUUCCUAGUCACCGAGUUUAAUGUUGCACUUUAG
Molecule: messenger RNA, 2898 nt
Organism: Elgaria multicarinata webbii
Lineage: Eukaryota; Metazoa; Chordata; Lepidosauria; Squamata; Anguidae
Gene: WHRN
Product: whirlin
Exons: 12
Coding region: 1-2898 (965 amino acids)
Biological process (GO): sensory perception of sound; auditory receptor cell stereocilium organization
Cellular component (GO): photoreceptor inner segment; cilium; plasma membrane
Molecular function (GO): protein binding
Source: RefSeq, a predicted model, not a curated record